Molecule: messenger RNA, 2474 nt
Organism: Raphanus sativus (radish)
Lineage: Eukaryota; Viridiplantae; Streptophyta; Magnoliopsida; Brassicales; Brassicaceae
Exons: 4
Coding region: 443-2155 (570 amino acids)
Source: RefSeq, a predicted model, not a curated record
UAGAGAGUCCUAACUCUCACCUUCAAUGUGCUUCUUUGACCACCACCUCUCCUCUUCUCUCUUUCUCUCUCUCCAUCCAGAACAAGCCGUUUCUCUCUCCUCUCCUCUCCUCACCUCCUCUUACACUCUGUCCCUUGGAGCAAGAACCUGAAAGGAAAUGCGGUUCUAAUGCUUGCAACUGAUUGAUAAACAGUCAGAACCCUAUACAUAUAUAUACAGACAAGAAACGCCGCAGAGAUCUCUGCUUCUUCUUCGGUGUAUAGAUAGGAUUCAAGUGAGGUUCAUGCUUUUGUCUGAAAGAGAGGUGACACCUCAUUGAGGUUUUCAAGAUUCUAAAGUUAUGAUUUUUUUUAGUUUUUGAGCCACUUUUGUCUCUGGGUUUUGGUCCUUUUUUAUUUUAUUUGCUGGGGUUGUCUUCUUUCUUUCUGGGUUGUGUUGUGUAAUGGAGGGUAAUGAUGAAGACCUAAACUUGAAGGCCAUUAAUGCAUCAGUAGGAAGAUUAGUCUGGGUUCGCCUCCGUAACGCCUCCUGGUGGCCCGGCCAAACUCUCCUUCAUCACCAAGUUCCUGACAACUCUCCCAAAGUUGGCACUCCUAUAAAGCUUCUUGGUCGUGACGACGUUAACGUGGAGUGGUAUAUCCUUGACAAGUCCAAGAGCGUCAAGGCCUUUCGUUGUGGAGAGUAUGAUUCUCACAUUGACAAGGCAAAGGCUGCUGCUGCUGCCAGGGCUUCUAAGAAGAGGACUGCCAAGUUUACUCGCCGAGAAAUUGCCAUCCACAUUGCUCUCGAGAUUGAGAAUUCACAUCUCCCCAAACAAGACGACCACCAUAGCGAGGCUGAAGAUGGAUUGGGUUCAGCUCCAGAUCCCACUAUCUCUUUCCAAGAAACCAAUAACGUCGGAGCUUUGGUGAAGGUGCAGCAGCCAAAGAGAAGAAGAACACCAAAUGACUCGGAAGAUGAAGGAAUCAAGCGAAUGAGAGGGCUUGAGGAUAUUGGAAAAGAGCAUGUCGGUGCUAAUGUCGUGUUUAAUAACAAUAGGCAAGAUGUGGGGGGUUUGAACUGUGUUGCUGAUUCAGUGUCCAAUGGAGACAAGGCAUGCUCUCCGUUGUCGCUGAAGAGAAAAAGGUCACAAGUCAUAAAUGCUACUGAGUGCUCCUCCAAAAAGAAAAACCGACGCAGGCAACUGACAAAAGUGUUAGAGAGUACGGCUAUGGUCUCUGACCAGCUUGUCACCUCUGGAAUGGAGCCUGUGGAAUCCUUGAAAAGUGUAUCUGCUGUUAUCAACAACAGUUCAGACAGCACAUGCGAGAAUGCUUCUGAGAAUGUUGUUGGAGCUUCUCAUUACAACAAGGCUAAAGACAGUGACAUUUCCAGCUUAUCAGUUUCUGCGGAGGAGGAUGAUGAUCCUUCUGACCAACUCCUACAUGAUGUUCCACUAAUCGGAAAUGAUAAUCAUUCUGCAGCUGUUCCGGCAGCUUGCGCAGUAUCCUCAUCAAGGAGAGCUCUUGUUAAUGGACCUGCUUGUACAACUCCACCAGAGGCACAGCUUGUCAUCUAUGAUUUGAACAGGAUUGAGAAGAGCACUUCUGAGUGGCAACUUAAAGGGAAGAGGAACUCAAGGCAGAUGAGUAAGAAACAAGAAGCGAGAAGAUUUGUGUACGGGGAAGAAGCUAAUAACAGCAGUCCUUUGCCUCCUCUUCCUACGCUGUUCGAAGUCAAGAUUGAGGUAAAACCCAGCUCUAACAAACCCUGUGUUCCUCUGGUCUCUCGUAUGAGUGAGUUGCAUGGGAAAGCUAUUGUUGGGCAUCCUGUAAGUGUUGAAGCCUUGGAUGAAUACUACUGCAACGGUAUGGUGAUGUCUUCUCAAGCUGUUGUGAAGGCGAACUCAUUGUCCAAGAAGAAGGGUAAACCACAGGGUGCUUUUGGGAAGUCAAAGAAGAAAUCCUCUUCCGUAUCGAUAAAGACAAGGCGGCUCUCUACUCUAACGAGCCAGAGGAUGACGGGAAGAAGCAAGAUGCAGACAACAGGAAAGGCAAAGGAAACGGUUGUGGCUUGUAUACCGUUGAAAGUAGUCUUCAGUAGGAUAAACCAAGUGUUGAAAGGCUCAGCAAGACAAACGCAACACCGAGCAUUGCCAUCUGCAGGCAAACCAUGAGAGAGAGAGAUAAAUUUUUAGGCUGCGUUAGAGAAGUUGCAAGUGAGCAAAUGUGUAUAUAGCAGUAGUUAGUCGUUGAGGUGUAAAACUUGAAGGGUUUUAGGUUAGAGAGAUGAGAUUUGCUGCUUAGAGAAAGUUGCUCAUUGUUUGUUUUUGAUCUCUCAAGUUCUUGUUUUGUGUUUUUGUCAUUUGAGUCUCAGUUCCUUUCAUACAUUUUGGUUCAACUCUUUCUUAGAGAGAACAAAAAGAUUAAGGCUUUUGUUCUUAAAAGAUUGAAACUUUUGUUCUUUUGAGAUCAGCAAUGGAAAAGUUAACCCAA